Molecule: messenger RNA, 1118 nt
Organism: Hemicordylus capensis (graceful crag lizard)
Lineage: Eukaryota; Metazoa; Chordata; Lepidosauria; Squamata; Cordylidae
Product: mitochondrial import inner membrane translocase subunit Tim22-like
Exons: 4
Coding region: 129-716 (195 amino acids)
Biological process (GO): protein insertion into mitochondrial inner membrane
Cellular component (GO): TIM22 mitochondrial import inner membrane insertion complex
Molecular function (GO): transmembrane protein transporter activity
Source: RefSeq, a predicted model, not a curated record
UCCCAGAAGCCUCAGCGGCAGCCGCUGCAUUGCGAGUGCCUGCCUCGGCGGCGAACGGCAUGAUGGGAGUUGAGGUCUCGGGGUUCUGAAGGGAAAAGAAGAAGGCUACCACAUUCCCGAGGCCCGCGAUGGCAGCCACGACGGGCAGGCCCGAAGAGGCCGAGGAGGCCCCCGGGCUGGCCCCGGCGCUCCAGUACAGCCUGCUGCUGGAGUACUUGGUGGGCGAGAAUCGCGGGCCCAGACAGGCGCGGGCCUUCGACCCGGCGGCCCUCGGCGGCUUCCCGGCGCCGGGCAAGAGCCCCGAGCAGAAGAUGGUCGAGCGGGCCAUGGAGAGCUGCGGCUUCAAGGCGGCGCUGGCCUGCGUUGGGGGGUUCGUGUUGGGUGGCGCCUUUGGCAUGUUCACAGCCGGCAUCGAUACCAACGUGGGAUUUGAUCCCAAGGAUCCAUACCGCACCCCGACAGCCAGAGAGGUCUUGAAAGACAUGGGCCAGAGAGGAAUGUCCAAUGCCAAGAACUUUGCCAUAGUGGGCGCCAUAUUUUCCUGCACCGAGUGCCUGGCGGAGUCUUACCGAGGAAAAUCGGACUGGAAGAACAGCGUCAUGAGUGGGUGCAUUACUGGAGGCGCCAUUGGCUUUCGAGCUGGCUUGAAAGCGGGGGUCCUCGGCUGUGGGGGCUUCGCCGCCUUCUCUGCAUUGAUUGACUAUUACUUACGGUAGCAGCCAGAGCCAACGAGGAUGGCCUUUUCUGGAUGUCAGCAGCCUGGGACAGUAGGAACAACUACCUUCCGUCUACCUGGGAAGCUGGUGUUGAGGGAGUGUUGUGCUCUGGAAGGUGGAUAUCCAUAUGGGCGGAGUUCCUGACUAAGCUGGGCCAAGCCAAGGCCGGCCAUCUUUGGAGCGGCAUAACCGAUCGUGAACUCCAAGGAUGCUGCAGAUUCUCUCCAUGGCCCUGCUUAAGGGUCACAGUGCCGCUCCUGACUCGUCAUCUGAAUACUCACUGCAAACUCAAGAUUGUUUCCUUACCAAGUAGAGCAUGAGACCAAUGGAAAGAUUGGGUUAUCUCGGACCUUGUUAUAGGUCUCGAUUCCUAAUAAAACCGGAACGGCGUUGUCAAAGGCA